This is a messenger RNA of Spirodela intermedia, 12296 nucleotides long. Lineage: Eukaryota; Viridiplantae; Streptophyta; Magnoliopsida; Alismatales; Araceae. The record is from the annotation of a GenBank genome assembly.
AUGUCGCUGGGCUAUGCGGAGAAGCUCUCCUACAAGGAGGAUGUCGGAACCGUCGGGAUGUCCGAGAUUUUCGACUCGUCCGUUGUCUUGCAGCAGAAGGUUUGGAGUUGUGGGAAAUUCCCUCGUUUGGCUUGUGUCUCUCCCUCCGCUUGUAUUUCUGGUUCUUUUGUUCCGGUUCAUCCUCCUCUUGGCCGUUUACCUUCAUCGGCAAUCCCUCUUGUUUGCAUCGGCUGUAGCAUCCGGCGAGGGUAAUGACGAGGAACUACCUUGAAUCCGUCUAGCAAUUUAUCAGUUUCGCAGAACGCAUGUUGAACUGUUUACUCGCUUCUGUUUGGGGCAAUGUUGUUGGUUACACAACAAGGAAUAUAUUUGUAACCAUAAUGAAGGAUCUUUCCUUUUCGUUCGUGGUUGCAAUUUUCCGAUGGAUAGCAUGUAUAUCUUUCACUGUUUGCCAGACUAGACAAUCUAGAUAGGCAAUCUAGAUAGGAGUGCGUCUUUUUUGGCUCGAGUUUUACGAUCAAUCUGUUGCCGUAUUGACUGUCACAAAUCACUUUGUCAAGCCAGGUGAAAAUUUAAUUUUAUUAUAGUCGUUGAGAUUUCAGCAUUCUGUUAUUGCCAAUUUCGGUUUGUACAGUUUUGGUGAUAUGAUUGGUAUUUAGCUUAAAUUUAGUCUCUGAUAGGUUUUUUUUCCCCUGCUCAAUCAUAUUAACAGUUGUAACUACCAUAUUUUGGAAGGGGAAUGACUAUGAACGAAAUUGUCAUCCAAGGUAUUAGAAUAAUACGUAUUUUUGUCUGAGAAAAGUUAGAAAAAUAGCUGUCUUAGUGCAUGUAAUUACCAAAUUAUUGGCGCUUUUAUACUGUCCUCAGUCUACCAAAUAGGAAAUUUUAACGUUGUGAACAGAGUUGUACUGAACUAUUUUCAACUACGUCUACCGGCUGAAGCUUAAGCAAAAAAGCAAUUUGAUAUCUCCUUUACCCAAACACAUUUUCUGGCCAAUUAACCAGCUUCUGUUAUCAAAAACAUAGUACAAGUAUACAUUGUGGAAGGUGGAACGUUAUUAAUCUUUAAUCACAACCUCACGUUUAUUUUACAUUGGAUUUAUUUAAUAUCGGUGAAAGUGGCUUUCUACAAUAAUAUCUAACUCUUUUUGGUUUUUAACUUUAUAAAUACAGGUUGAAGAGCUUGCCCUUUUGAUAAAGAAGGUUAGGACAUGAAUCUUGGUCUACCCAACUGAUUUAUGUUGCUCAAUGAUGUAUAAACAUGUCUGGGUCGAGGGAUGCAUUUACUUUUCGUAUCCAUUUUAAGUUCAGUUUGAUCCAUCCUUGGUUGCAGAGCAAACACCUGGUAGUAUUCACCGGGGCAGGGAUAUCAACUUCUUGUGGUAUACCUGAUUUUCGAGGUCCGAAGGGGAUCUGGACACUUCAGGUAAUCCAUACAACACAUGCAUGUGCUUUUAGAUUUUUGAUAAUAAAGAAAAAAGAUCAUUUUGAACUAAAAAUUCUGAUCCGAAUGGGCUGAACUUUCUUUUAUGAAGAUGAAGGUUACCUCAAUAUUGUCCAGAUUGUUAAGAAAUUUGUAAGGCACAGUAUGUUGUUAUAUUUGUCAUUCCUGUUAUUGUUAAGAUCUUUGUAUAUGUUUAAGGUAUGACAAAUAAUAAUUUAUUACUCUUAUCAUUGUUGUUGCUAGUGCCUGCAUUCUCAUUAUUUUUUGGUUGACUGGUAUACAUGCUGUUUAAAAAAAUGAUCUGUUGGCCCAAAUCUCUUUCAAAUUACCACCAUACUCGAGGGGACGAAAAUUUAGAGGGUGAUCUCUGUUUGCCACACAUUGGAACACUGUCUUAAUGGAUGGCCGAGAGGCAUGACCGAUCGUCUCUGAAUGUGUAACCUUGCAGCUUCCAUUUGGGAAGAGAACCCAACUGAAGAACUUUACCAGUGUGUACGCUUUUUUAGAUAAAUAGUAUCAAUGGAUUAUUUAUUUUUUACAUCUGAUGACAGAUUAAAGUCAUAUUUCUCGUAUUUCUCUACUUAGUACAAUGGAAAAGGAUGCUGGAUACCUCAGGUUGUUUUCGUGUUCUGUGUAGCGAGAAGGCAAGGAUUUACCCAAAGCAUCCCUUCCAUUUCAUCGUGCAAUGCCAAGUCUUACUCACAUGGCUUUGGUCGAACUGGAGAGGGCUGGUAUCUUGAAGUUUCUUAUUAGCCAGGUAGCACCCGCAUUUUAGCUGAAAUAUCGUUAUUUUUCCUUUUGUAGCUUCUGAGUGUUUUUUAUCCUGCGGAGCAUUGCAUCUGACAGCCUUUUUUCCACUGAAGGUUGCAAUUUGAUAAUGCAUAAUAUAAUUGUCACCCUAUAUUCGGUUUAAACAAUCAAAACUAUAUGCUCAUAUUGAAUCCGUGUGAACACAAUGUUACUUAGGAAGGAGAGUAUCAUCAUUAUUUCUAAGGAAUUGAUGCCUUUUAGAAAAAAAAUUACAUCCAUAAAAAAGGAUAAUAAUACCGUUGUACCUGCUCUCAUCCUAUUUUUUGAUGAUUCGCAAGGCUUUGAAAGAUACGCAGUAGUUUUAUAUUUUGGACAGAUUCUAAGUAAUUUGAAAAAUUCUCUGACAAUGUCAACACCGAGUCAGUCUUGUAUUCACAGGUUUUAACCAUGGGAAAUGACACAACAUAAUGGGUUCAGAUUAAGAGUAAAGAAAAGAAGUUGCUUACAGUAUGCAAGAUGUCCAUAGUUCAUGUCUCUCAUCUGGAACAGGAUACAUUUAGUGUUCAUUGUAUACACUUGAAACAGGCCAAUUGUCUUUUCCUGUAGUUUACUAAACAUAAUCCCAUGUGCGUUCUAUAUUGAAAUAUCUUAGAAUCUCUAAUAUUAGUAUUUGUUGACGGUAGAUUCUCUGAUCUUUCAUCCAACAGCCAGUUUUGUUCCUGAUAGAUCCUAAGUCAGGGAAAAUUGUGACUGAACUUUUUAAUGAUGGAAAAUACUCAUAUGGUAAUUAAUUAUUAUCAAAUCCAAUUAUCUUCUACGUUUUAGAAAAAAAAAUGGUGUUUGUAGACAGAACUAUCAGUUAAGGGCUAUACUUGUCCUAAUUUCAUUUCCAUAGCAUGGUUGAGUUCUUCACAGAUCAACGAGGAUGAAAAUUUGAAGUUUCAUUUGUGGUUGCAACUUAAAGAUACAUGUAGUUCAGUAAUUUGAAUCGUCAGCGACUAAGUUGUCAACUGAUAAAUCGCUUACUUCAUUAUUUUAUUGUGCUCCUGGUAUCACUUAUAAACUAGUUUUAUCAUGCUGGUUUUCCUGUUUGUUGCUUUCCUUAAAUGUAACAAGCAUAUCCAUUUAAUCUUGACCAAGGUGGCUGAAGUCGAGCUGCAGUGCCAAUAUGAAUGUUAGUUUACUGACCAUCAUCGGUAUAGUGUUAUUUAGAGGUUUCCCUGAAAAGUACCUGUUUAGGAUUGAGUGGUAGGCGUAUAUAAACAAAAAAUACUAUGAUAUUUUAGCAUUUCAUGAAGGAUUUGCAACAAUUUUGGAUGUUUAGGGUAAAAUUAUAUCGUUUCCCUUUAUUUUGGUGUAUCAGUUGAGUUUAUAUCAUUUUUUCAUUUAUUUCUUCGCAUGAAAGCUUUGUUGAAAGUACUGUGGUUAAAUUCAUGAUCAUUAUACGAGUAACAAGUAUUUCCUCAUUAUUGCUAGUUCUGCAGGAGAUGAAAAGGAAAAUCCUCUUUCAAAUGUUGUGCACGAUUUCAACAUUGCUAAUGAGUUGAAUAAUGUGGCAUGAUUUAAAUGAAUUUUAAUUCGCUCGGGCCUCAGUCAAAUUUGUUCUAUAUUAUCGUAACUUGGGCAACAGCUGUGCAUAUUGUUAGGGAAGUAUUUGGAAAGUUCAUGAGACUACCUGUUUUCAAAUUCCUUUUGACAGAAUGUGGACAGUCUCCAUCUUCGAUCUGGAAUACCACGGGAGAAACUUGCAGAACUGCAUGGAAAUUCUUUCAGGGAGAUUUGUCCGUCUUGUGGAUUAGAGUAUGUCUUCUUUCUUAAUAAUGUACCAUAGAUGUGGAUGUGGUUAUGGGGUUGCAAAAACAUUUAGAGAAAAUUUGAUCAAAAUGAAGGGCUUUCUAGGAUUUUUUUGUUUAUUUUAGAUGGAGGAAACAGCUCUUGAAAGUAGAAGAUCAAUGGAAUUAUCAUUUGGGCCAAAUUAGAUGCAAAGCUUUUUGUCAAAUGGUUUCUGAUAUUUUUCAGUUCUGUCUACUGCAUGAUGUAAUCCGUUGUUAAAUUUAUUCCAUCAGUCAAUACAACUCUUUUAUUCAUUUGUGAAGGUAUAUUCGUGAUUUUGAGAUUGAGACUAUUGGAAUGAAGGAAACAUCACGCUACUGUUCAGACUCGAAGUGUGGAGCAAAGCUCAUAGACACAGUUCUUGACUGGGAGGUAGAACAAUUCCCGAUUAACCAAAGUGUUUUACUUGGAAGCUUUUGGUAUUUGCUUGUUAUCUGCAGUAUUUUAUGUGCUUUCCUUGGCAUAGAUAUCUGUUAAAAAGGUGUUUUGAGGCUUCGAAAUCACUUUUACCUUAUAAUGCCGGAACUUUACUAGAGGUGUUGAUCACUGCGUUGGCUUUAUAGUGUUGUCCAUUUCUCAAUCCGAUACGCCCAAGUAAGGUUCACAUAAGUGUUCAUACCAAUUUUUUAUGUUUGGCACUAAGCACUGUUAUGUUGCACAUUGAAUUAGAAUCGAAUAGACAUGGGUAGGUAUUUCCAUUUAUUCAACUUUGUGUUUUCCACUGAAGUACCUCUCGGUUAGAAUAAUUGGGGCAUCCAUCGCUCUUACAUUUUAUAUAUUAUUCAGAUAUAAUCAAUCAAGAAAUAUCGCAAACUUCACUGUGAAAGCUUCACUGCUAGGUCUUCAUUUCUCAUUCUCUCAUUGCUUUGUUUGAUCUCUUAAUGUAGAAAUAUAUAAACGUCUUUUCAGUUUGAGCCUUUUCCUUUGGAUAGUAACACAGUUUAUAGGAAAAGAAAGGGGACGCAUAAGUGCUAUAUCCACAUGUCUAAUUACUCUCCACCAAAAUUAACUGAUGUCAAGGCACCAAAAUGUUCUUUACACUUUCUAUCAACAUCUUGGCAGCCAUGCAGAGGUUAUUGAAUAAAAAAUAGCCUGUUGUUUUCGUCCUAUAAUUGACCUAUCAUAUCUUGUACCACAAAUGGUUCAUGAGUGGCACAGUUUUCAUCCACCUAGUUUUGAGCAUUAUGUUGCCAAGUUAGUAGCAACUUAUGGAAUAGAUUUUCCUUUCAUCGAAUAGCUUUAUAUUAUUACAUGUUGAAAUAAUUGGUAUGUAGAAUCGUGGUUCAUAGGCUGUGUCAUCUGGCUCCUUACCUCAUCAUUUGAUGCUAUCAGGUGGAUGGAUUUUGCUGAAAGUUAACCCGUCCUUUUUUAUUCCUGUUUCAAUCAGUUUUAUAUUGUCAUUGUGUUGGAAAUUUCUGGUGUGGUUGUUGUGAAAAUGCACGGCUGGUCUUUCUCCAUCAUAGUCCAUGCCAUUGGAUGCCACGGCAGUGAAAAAUUCUGUUUGAUGCUCAGGCGAGUUAUGUCUUAGAACAUGCCAUUGGACGUAUGCAAGUGCUAACCGUCCUGCUUAUCUGAUGUGUACAUGAUGUAUCUCACAGUUUUUAUGUCCUAUUAAGCUCAUGAAAGUGGUUUGUUCGGAUAAUAGCUUGUUAUGUGUCUUUUUUUAGGAUCACAAUUUUUGUUUGUUUUGCUACUUACAGGAUGCUUUGCCGCCUAAAGAGAUGAAUGCUGCAGAGAAACACUGCAAAAUAGCAGAUGUCGUACUCUGUUUGGGAACCAGGUAUGUUAAUUGUUGAAAUUUAAUGAACGACUUCCUUUCUUUAAGAAUCCUCGGUUUUGAAAUUUCAUACCCGGUCUAAUUUACAUUGGAGGAAUGAAUGAGUUUUGUAAUGAACUAUCAUGAAUUUUUUAUUAGUUCCCAUGUAUGAAUUUCUUUCAUUAACUGAACUUAUGGAAGGUAUCCCUUACGAUAUUUAUCUAGAUCUACAUCCAAGUUUGAUCUAUAUGCUUGUAUGAAAUGAUCUUUUGAUAGCUAAUAUCCUUCCUUCGCUGAAGUCAGCAAUCUGAUUCCUAAAUUUAAUCGCAUGAAUCUUUCUUGAAAGUAUUGUUUACUUCAAUUCUUUUUUCAGCAUAUGGUUGCCCAUCAUUAUGAGGGGACAUCGCUCAUUUUGGUAAAAGAUUCUCUCGUACUUAGAAUAAAGCUUGCAUCCCUGUCCGUCAAGCAUUUUGAGUAGUGUAUCGCAUCGUUCCUGUUUCUGUCUCAGAUUUCAUACACUGAAAAGAUAGAGAAACGCUGAAUGGAACUUGAAGGGUCGUGUUUGUCAAGGGCCAUACAGGCAGGGUGGAUUACCUUCUGGAGAAAGAUCAAAGGUAGGGUUGGGAAGUAAGGAGACAGUUUGAGCUUGAGGAUGUCUCUUCUUGACAGGCCUACUUUUCUUUGAUCAAGGUAGGCUUGGGGAGGUGAUCUGAAUCACAAUUGAUAUGCUGCGGGGUUGAUGUGUUGACUGUAAUGAACUUGGAAGGAUAUGAAAUAGAUCAGGUAGGGGAUCCAUUUAUGAUGUGGAUGGGAUCAACAGUCUGAUAUAUUUCCUUCAGUGGUACGAGACCUGCAUCUGCAGCGGGGACCAGUUCAUGCACUAAUGAACAGAAUAAUGAGUUCAAAACCCGUACAUGGCUUUGUGGAACAAGAACCCGAACUUGUCUCAGACCGUAGGAAUUAUUUAUCAAUAAAAAUCUUUAAUACAAGUCUGGUUUUUAAGACGAGGCCAAAUAUGUUACAUGGUUUAAAUGAGAAGUCUGUGGCCACAACGCCUUAGAUGUCAAGUGGAUCCAAACAUAUAUUAAUCAGCACAACAAUCAAAUAUCAAAAAGAAAGGAACGUCAACAUGCUUACAACCAACUUAGAAAAGUUCAUUGAUAAAGCAACAGUAGGCUUCUUAGAAGGUCAUCUUCAAGAAACAGUUUCCAGGAUUAAAUUUUAGCUAAUUGAGGGAGCUAUAGUUGGUUUUUGUACGCUCUCCAAAGUAACUAUACUUGGGAAUACUGCUAGUUUUCCCGACUUAUUUGAAUUUAGCUCCCAAAAAAGUGCUUUGUAGCUCCUUUACAAAAAGUGUCUUCACCAUACUGCAAACUUGAACAACAUAAAACGAAAAAAAUAGCAACUUAGACGACAUCUGAUAAUUUAAAAUUUCAUUUUGACACUAAGCAUCACUUCAUUCUCAACUUAAAGGUCUCGUAUAUCUCCCACACAGUGUGGAUCAAUCAGUUGCAAAUAGUUCUUCUUUUAUUUUAUUGUUCAUUUUUUACAAGUUAUUUUGCUGCUUAUAAGAGUUCUGGUGUCAACCCCUGAAGGGUAGUGAUAUUUCAUCUUGAAUAGUUGUAUACAGCUGCUGAUCCUUCCCAACAUGUGUCAACACCAAUUCUGUUACAUCACCCUUUUGAUUGAACAAUAGGAUUCGGAAGUAUCAGCCUUUUCAUUGGGUGAUAACUAUUUCUGGCUUCUCCCUUCGGGGAUUGAUUACUUAGUCAUUACAUUUUAUUGUGCAUUAAUGUACUGUCCGCAUUCUUGGGUUAAAAGUGGAAUGGCGUUUAGUUGCUUAGGCUUUUUAUUGCGUCCAGUUUACAGAUUACUCCUGCUUGCAACUUGCCUUUGAAGUCCAUUCGCGGUGGAGGGAAGGUUGUAAUCGUGAACCUUCAGGUACACUAUUCUUGCUUCACUUUAAUUCUUUUUACAAUUUGAAGCAUAUCAUUUCGCUUUCAAGACUCGUUUAUUUUAUAUUUUCUUCGACCAAAUUGCUGAAGGUCCUUUGACCACUGUGGACAGGCAUUCAAUGUAUAUUACUUCAUUCUUUUUUGUUUCUUUAAAAUUAUUUAUUACGUUUUGAACUUAAAAAAUUUAGUUUACUUUGCGGAUGAAAAAAUCGGUAGCUCGUUGGUCAUAUAGAAUGUUGCUCUGUUAAAUCUCUAAAAGUUUUGGUCACACUGUUGGUGCACAAGCCCCGUGUCUUUUUAGAACUAUGUUUGGCUCGUGUCUGGUAAAAUGCUUUGUUCCUUUUCCAGAGCAUCCCUGAAUAUUCAUGCAAAUGCUGCUUCGUUACAUAACUUUUGGUGACACCAUUUCUUUGAUGACUUGGCUUCCCAACAUCCCUAACCACUUCUAUGCUUAACAAAUCAUAAUGUGUCAUUGAUGUUAGAUCAAGAAAGCUUUAUAAUUUCAAUGAUAAUACUGUAUAUGGUCAUUUUAUGGUUUAUGGGAGUUUCUUCUUAAUUCCCUUUUGGUUGAUGUUUCAGCCAACCCCAAAGGACAAAAAAGCAACUUUGGUGAUCCACGGGUUCGUUGAUAAGGUAGGUAUUUAUUACUGGAUCAUCCUUUUUGAAAUUAAUUUUUCUUAUGAUGAUGUUUCUUAUUUUUCAUACACAAUCCAUGGAAUGGAUUGCAAAUUAUGGAUCUUCAUGGGUAAAUCCAUUAUAUGGUUUUUGAUGAAUAGUCCCUCACAGAUACCUUUAAGCAGCCUUGAAUUAUGCGUCCUUUCUUUUCAUUAGCAAUCGGACUAUGCCAUAUGAGAAAUUUUUAUCAUUUUAAAUGUUACUAGCUUGUAAAUCCAUUAGUAUUGUUUUCUAUCAUUAAUCCCUCACAUAUACCUUCAGUGACGUUGGAUUGAGCGUCAUUUUUUAUCAUUAGCAGAUGAAUUCUGGUACAUUCCAAUUUUUAUCAUUUAAAAUGUUUGCCUGUUUGUAUCUAUUGUGCCUAUGUAGUAGUUUUUUUUUUGCAACUUUCAAAGAUCAUUAGGUUUUAUAUAUUAUUAAUUUGGUAUGUCUACGCGCAUUUUCUUUUAAUAAGAAUUGUAAAUAUUACAAACCAAAUAGUUUGUAAAGAGUUAUAUCAAUGUUAAUGAUUUUUUUAUAAAAUCGUAGUUCUUUGAUUAUGUGUUAGCAUGUUGUGCAUACUUUAUGUUCAUGAAUAGUACAACAGAUACGACAAGCAUUUUGAAUUUGAAAUAGUCAGAGCUCCAUUCAACAGUUCUCUAGUUGGACCAAUUUUUGGCGAGAUCAGGGCAUUCAUUUGUUGAAAUAUCUAGUGUGUUCUGUAAAGCAUGAAUGCAAUUCGACUUUGUCUUCACCCUUCAAUAUCACUUCUCAUUUGUAAAGUUGGUGAUACGUCAGAUUGAUAGUAGACAUACAUCACAACUCAAUCAUCGUAAUAAAUAACUUACACUAUAAUUAUAAAAAAGCACCUUUAAAUCAAGUGUGUGGUGUAUCAGGCUUGUUUUAAGAUUAUUCAAAUUUUUCCAAAAUUUGAAAUACAUUGCAGUUGACAACUUUUUAUCAUCAUUAAAUACCGUUUUCUACAAUAAUCACAGUUUUAUGUCAACGAUGGUGCUGUAUUCCGUGUGUUGCUUGUGCAGAGUGCUUUUCUUUUCAUUUCGCAUUUAUUUUUGGCCUAAUUCUUUACUGGUGACUACUUGCACAGGUAAUUGCCGGUUUGAUGAAAAGUCUUAAUCUACAGAUACCGCCAUAUGUUAGAAUUGAUCUGAUCCAGCUUGCCCUUUCUCAAUCCCCCAAAAGUAAGCUUGUUAUCUCCUGCAGUUUACAAAUCUCUUGCAGUUUACUUUUUUCCUUACCAAAAAAAACAUUUUCUUGCUAUCAAGUGAUAAUUUUUAUGUUUGCAUUGGUGUCUAUUUUUAGUCAGAUUUUGCAUCCAAAAAAUGUAUUUUAACUUUUUAUGUACUCUUUGUUCAAUUUCAAACUUUUCUGAUGAGGGUUCUUUACAUAUUCAUGAUCUGUUUAACAAUGAUUUAUCGAGUUCUUGGAUUUUCAAAAAAUGUCUGAUGUGAUCUUCUACCUUGCGUUGGAGUGGUGAAGGAGAUUCAACAAUGGCUUUUUGCUUAUCUUAUUCUCCUCAAUUGUUUAAAUUUGGAUAUGAGUCGUCCACAACGCUGACAACUUUUGAUGAUGACGAUAGCGGUGCGAAUUACAUUCUUUGAGACUUUUGUAAUCUUUUUAAGUUGUAAAGAUCUGUGCACCUGAAAGAGUGCUUUAGGUUAGUACCUGGUUAACAUAUGAUAGACUUACUAAUAUUUCAUGGAUGACAUUAUAUUGAGAACAUAAAAAUUGAACGGUUGAUGGACAAAUCGGUUUUCUCUGUCUUACAUUACUUUGGCUUCAUGAUCCAGGGAACCUAUAUGUAUGUUGGACACUGAGGAUUUCUAGCAUCCAUGGUCAGAAAGCUCCAUUACCAUUCAUAAAAUCUGUGGAGGUAUGAAUCUCAUUUACCCUUCUUUGAUUUUGUCUUGAAAUUCAUUGAAGAAGGUUUCUGUUAUCUUACGGAUUUAUUUAAGGAUUGAGAAACAGAAGAAUUGGAUGAAAAACUUUUUAGGUUAAUGAAUAUGAGUUCUGGUUUACUUAGGUAUAUCUUCUCUUUGUAUCGAAUGUUUACUGAACAAGUUUAUGAAUGUGAUCUACCGAACCGUUCCUAAGAUGCUAUCAAGGCGAACGAACUGGCUUUAGCAAGACUGAAACCUAUAGUCGUAGUUUGCAGACAUUAGCCAGCUUUGAUCGUUUUUUUAGCUUCUGCUCCAGUACUCUUUUUAGCUCUCUAGCUCUCUGCUGGAGUUGCUCACAAUAAAAUGGAUACUACCUGUUUAGCUCUCUAGCUCAGAGCCCACUCAGUUGGGUCGCUACCUUUAUUGAGCUACACAUGGAAACGCUUUGCUACUCUCUGUGGCUCUAGUGGGCGGGACCAUUUAGAAAAUUUCUUUCUACUUGUUAUUUUCCUUCAUUAGUGGUUAGGGUUCAUCUGCAAAUGAGCUACUAGUCAUGGUAGUCAGUGGGACAUGACCCAUUCUAGUUAGUGGCCAGGAACUAAUUCGAGAAUGAUUACCCAAGACAUCUAUCGAGAUGAGGGCAAGGUAGCACUGUGCCACUAAUUUCUCAAUUUAUUGAAUCUACGCAUCGAAUUCUCUUCUCAUCCGUGUAAGAAAAUGAUACUCUUCCGUGGAGCUGUGCCCACAAGAAACAGAAUCAUGCCCUUCAAUGGGGGAUUAAUUAGACUGAGAUGAGUUCGAGCAUCAAAGAUUUGGUUUCCCUGGGCAUUUAAGUGCACGAAGAUGAGGGAGCAGCUUCUUUUGAUCAGUUCACAGAAGCUCAACAAGAGCAUGGCCAGGAGAUGUUCCUGCCCCUUCCUACCAAGAAAAAUUACUCCUUUUUCCCCUUUUAGGUGCAGAAUGAUGAUUUUUAUUAUUAUUUUUGGCCUAGAUAAUCUGGGUCUUUUACGCUUCUUCUGGAAUCUCUUAUUUAGUUAUCGAUUUUGCUGACAUGUGAACUGUGUAAUGUAAAGAGUAUCAUCAACAGGAAAUCCCCCACCAUUUAUAGCGAACCAUGCAGAUCUGACGUGGCUUUCCCUUCUUCAGCUGAUUUUCCAUUUUGUGAUAUUUUCUGACGUGGAUUUUCUCUUUCCGCUCCUCAGGUCUCUUUCCCUGACAGGCCGGAUUUAAAGACUGCCCUUUUAGACGAGCAGCCAUUUUCUCUGAGGAGGUAUUCCGAACAGUACAUGAAUAUAAAAAACAGAUAAACCCUGUGAAAAAAAAUAUAGAAAAAUCCACUGUACUGGUAUUUAUUUUUUAUUAUUUUCCUUUUUUUCUUGCUAUUCCUCCAGGAAGACGAAGGCCAGAUCAUUUAACAUAAUGUUGAAGUUCAACCUCAUCGAAGGCUGUGGUUGUCCAUUCAUCAUAAUCGAAUGGGCCGUUGACUUCCAGGUAGACAAUUCCCUCUAUUACGCAGCGCAUCUUCAUUUAUUUGUCCCAGAUUUCUUUAAAAAGUAUCAAAGUCAACUCCCCACCGGAUUAUCUCCUAAUUGAUAUUAUCUAAUCUUUGGUGGGUCAAACCCAUCGGACUGUUCUUGAUUCACUGUGACCGUGUCCUCGCCGAGACCAACGACGAGAAGAAAUAGUAAUCAUCCUGUUUGCCCGUGCAGGUUUCAAGCAAGAGCUUCGACAGCGACGAGGAUCUGAUUAUCCAGAACCUCCGGGCCUCUGCGAUCGAAGAUCGAUCAUGUGGGCAGCAUGCGACCGUCAAGCGGAGAUCCCUCCUCAGAUCUGAACUCCGUGUGGACGCAAUGGUCACCAAUAUCCUGAAACACGACAUCUCCGAAGAAGAUUCAAAGGCAUCGUCGCCGGAUGCCACCCCCUGCGACAAUGGCAGCACAGUGAAAAGAGGCGGCGAGGGCGUCAAUGGUGGCCAAUCCUCCCCGAAGAGACCCAAGAAACCCUAA